GACCGCAGCGCACCACUAACAGCAGCAGUAUCUGGCGUGUACGCUCAAAGCUCAGCUGUAUUAUUUCCCAACACGUUUACCCCUCUAAUGGUGUUCCGCGUUAAAGCGACGUUGUGGCGGCUUGCCGUUCGCACCCGCAAGUGAAACCUCCCGUGGUGCUUGUCGCUGCCUCGUCGACAUGUCUGCGCCGGUCAAGGAUGAAAGCUCCAGUCAGGUCAAUAAGUUCGAGAAACUGUCCUGGAGGCCCUCGAGUCGAGAUUCAGGACAAGAACUGAAGGAUUUGAUUGUACAGGCUUCAAGAUGAGGGCACGCUGGCUCCAGGCUCGACGACUUUUAUCCCCCGCUUUCCCCAACCUGCGCAUCCCCAACCGAUUUCUCAGAGAAGGACCCUGGGUGCCGUCGGCUCGUAGCGGACACCGCUGUGUCGCAGACGGCACUCACCUGUACGUGUUUGGAGGCUACAACCCGGACUUUGAGGAAGCGGGCGGGGCGGAAAACGAGGACUUUCCUCUCUUCAGGGAGUUGUGGAGGUUUCACUUCGCCACCGCCACCUGGCACCGCGUUCAAACGGAGGGUUACGUCCCCACGGAGCUCGCUUCCAUGUCAGCUGUCUUCCAUGGGAACAACCUGCUGGUGUUCGGCGGUACGGGCAUUCCAUUCGGUGAAAACAACGGAAACGACGUCCACGUCUGCAACGUUAAGUACAAACAAUGGAACCUGUUGGGCUGCAAAGGGACCAAGCCCAACAAGAUCUACGGCCAGGCGAUGGUCAUCAUAAACGGUUGCUUGUACGUUUUUGGAGGGACGACGGGCUACCUUUACAGCACCGAUCUGCACAGGCUGGACCUGACUACCAAAGAGUGGAGCCAUCUCAAGCCCAACAAUGUGCCCACAGAUCUACCCGAGGAAAGGUACAGACACGAGCUAGCUCAUGAUGGACAAAGGAUAUACAUUCUAGGAGGCGGGACUUCCUGGUCAUCGUAUCGACUGGACAAAAUUCACGCCUAUAACCUGGAGACAAAUUACUGGGAGGAAAUAGCCACCAAAGCCCAUGAAAAAAUAGGAUAUCCCGCUGCCCGACGCUGUCACAGUUGCGUGCAGGUCCAACACGAGGUGUUCAUUUGCGGCGGCUACGACGGUCAGUUGAUCAUGGCCGACCUGUGGAAGCUCCACCUCGGCACCUUUCAGUGGACCAGGUUGCCUGCCGUCAUGCCGGAGCCUGCCUACUUCCACUGCGCCGCCGUCACGCCUGCGGGUUGCAUGUACGUCCACGGCGGCGUGGUGAACAUGUCUGGGAAUCGACGUACGGCCUCGCUGUACAAAGUGUGGCUGGUGGUGCCCAGUCUGCUGGAGCUGUCCUGGGAGAAGCUACUGAAGAUGGUUCCUCACUUAGCUCAGCUGUCCACCUUGCAGCUGCUCAGCCUUGGACUGCCACACACGCUCAUCCAACGGCUCAAGUAGGUAGACGUCUCAUCUCAUCAUAGGAGGAGCCGCUCCGUGAUGGGACAGAGGUGAGUGUUGCAUGGUGAACCGUCGUUAUUAAAAAAAAAAAAAAGAAACCCAACGACUGACUGCGGUUGUGAAAAUUGCCUUCUGGAGUUCAGUCUGAUCUAUUUCCUUACGUGUUUUAUUUUAGACAUCCGUGUUGAGAUGAACUUGUCCGUACAGACCCGAAUUUAAUUUGGUCAACUGUGAUUUUUAUGGCCUCGGUAACUGGUUUGCAUUUUCGAGAGGCGUUUGAAUUUUGGUGUCAAAGUGUUCCACUUCAUUGUAUAUUGUUCAUAUUUUUGUUUUGGAGCAACAGAAGCUGGAAGUGUAAUGUUCAGAUGUGAUUAUUCGAAUGGAUUUUUUUUUUUUAUGUUAUCACUGUGACUUCUAGUGCCUCCUCCUAGUGUUUUUUUUGUUUUGUUUUUUUAAUUUUACACUUGCAGUCUUGUUUUUUUUCUCCAUCUGGUGCCUUUUGAAUGCUACGAUUCCUCUUUAUCAUUGACGGUGCUGGUUGCGUGCAGGUUACACUAAGCCACUAAAUUGUUUUAAAUCAACGUGCUGCUGUUUACUCCUCUGUUGUUGUGUUUGCUUGUUUUUAUAACUAAAUGUUGCCCGAAAUGUGUCAUAAAGAACAUUAUUUUACUAUUCAUGAUUUUUUUUUUUUUAAACUGUAAAAAGGUACAGUUUUGAAAAGCACACUUUUAACCUCGGGACACAUUCAGCACUGUAAUGGAAAUGUAAUUUUGCCGCAUUGUCACUUUUCUCCCAUUUGUUAAGUCAGUCUGCUGCAGUGUUCAAAGUAGACCUUGCUUGUGUUGGAGAUGUUUCUAUUUGUGACGCUUGUGAUCUCUCCUGCAUGUUGGCAUGCCAUAUUUGAUUCUGUAAAUUUGUCUAAUUCUUGUUGUGCAAUAAAAGUCAGGCAGACCGUUUUUUUCCAAA
Messenger RNA from Syngnathus typhle (broad-nosed pipefish), 2427 nucleotides. RefSeq names its product kelch domain-containing protein 10-like. Gene Ontology annotation, molecular function: protein binding. NCBI's taxonomy places the organism in Eukaryota, Metazoa, Chordata, Actinopteri, Syngnathiformes, Syngnathidae. Bases 301 to 1461 code for a protein of 386 amino acids. The record is from RefSeq and is a predicted model, not a curated record. Gene Ontology annotation, biological process: positive regulation of stress-activated MAPK cascade. The transcript has 10 exons.